ACUGCCGCUUUAAUAGCACACGUUUAACAACCGGCACCAUGAACACACUGCUCCUUGUGACUGCUGCUUUGAUAGCCUCUUCAGUGGCAUUUCCACUUGAAGAUGAUGAUAAGAUAAUCAAUGGCUAUGAGUGUCCUGCUCAUUCACAGCCUUGGCAAGCCUUUCUGACCACAGACAACAAACGCUGGUGUGGAGCCGUUCUCAUCAACGAGUGGUGGCUGGUGUCUGCAGCCCAUUGCUAUAAACCUGCUAGCAGCUUAAUUAUACAUCUGGGGGAACAUAACCUCAUUCAAGUGGAGGGGACUGAGCAGCGCAUCAAGGUCUCUAAAGUCUUCAACCAUCCUGGCUACAGCUCCUGGACAAUCGAUAAUGACAUCAUGCUGAUCAAACUACAGAGUCCAGCCCAGUUCAACGAGUAUAUCCAACCAAUCCAACUGGCAAGCAGCUGUGCUCCCGCAGGCAGUCAGUGCCUAGUGUCUGGAUGGGGAAACCUAAGAACAUCUGGAGUUCAAUACCCUGAAAGUCUUCAAUGCCUUGAUGUCCCCAUCCUCUCUGACACAACAUGUCGUAAAGCUUAUGGAAAUAGGGUCACAGACAACAUGUUCUGUGCUGGCUUUAUGGAAGGUGGCAAGGACUCUUGUCAGGGUGACUCUGGUGGUCCUUUAGUCUGUGAUGGGGUGCUGCAAGGCAUUGUUUCAUGGGGAGAUGGCUGCGCUGCUAAGAAUGCACCUGGGGUGUAUGCCAAAGUAUGCAAAUAUAACACCUGGGUGGCAGAAAUAAUUGCAAAGAACUAAAUGUAUCCAGUAGAGUUAUAGAUGGUAAUAAAAAUUUGAAAAGCAA
Erpetoichthys calabaricus (reedfish) is the source of this 840-nucleotide messenger RNA. RefSeq names its product trypsin-like. NCBI's taxonomy places the organism in Eukaryota, Metazoa, Chordata, Cladistia, Polypteriformes, Polypteridae. The transcript is spliced from 5 exons. The record is from RefSeq and is a predicted model, not a curated record. Gene Ontology annotation, molecular function: serine-type endopeptidase activity. The coding region runs from base 39 to 794 and encodes 251 amino acids. Gene Ontology annotation, biological process: proteolysis.